UCACAUUGUGGCCCACGUGUCAAAAAUCAAAUUUUGUCUUCUCUCACCCAGGAUUUUUGGACAAGAACAACGACCUGCUCUUCAGGAACCUGAAAGAGGUGAUGUGCAUGUCAGAGAACAAGAUCCUGAACCAGUGUUUCGACAGGGAGGAGCUGAGUGACAAGAAGCGUCCAGAAACGGCAGCCACUCAGUUCAAAGCAAGUCUGGCGAAACUCAUGGAGAUCCUCAUGUCGAAGGAGCCGUCGUACGUCCGCUGCAUCAAGCCCAAUGACUCAAAGCAAGCAGGUCGCUUUGACGAGGUGUUGAUCCGUCACCAGGUCAAAUAUCUGGGGCUGAUGGAGAAUCUGAGGGUGAGGAGAGCCGGCUUUGCUUACAGACGCCGCUACGAGGUCUUCCUCCAGAG
Molecule: messenger RNA, 403 nt
Organism: Plectropomus leopardus (leopard coralgrouper)
Lineage: Eukaryota; Metazoa; Chordata; Actinopteri; Perciformes; Serranidae
Source: RefSeq, a predicted model, not a curated record